AUGACAAAAGCGUAUGGUCUUUUUCAGAAUCAAUUUGAAGAGAACUGUUUCAAAGUAUUUAUUGUGAGCACUAAAAAGACAGCAUCAAAAGUAAAUGAGAUAAUUAAACUCCAGGCUUUUCUUCAAAGUCUGAAUGACCGGAAAGACCUUGAGUUGAAUUAUAUAUCUUCAGCCUACGGCAUCCUGGCUCUGAUGGUGGGGGCACGCUCUGGAAAUCCUCAACAGAAAAGAGAAUUGCAUAAAAAGCUUAGUGCCAGAAGAGGUCGUAAUAUCAAUUACAUGAAUAAGAAGAUGGAUGGUGUAUACGAUGACUUCGCAAAUAGUCUCACAGAAGGAAGGUUCCACCAGCAUAGCAUAGUCCUGUCUCUCAUCUGGAGACAGAAGCAACAGACAGGCAGCCGCCUCUUCAGUCAGGGAUAA
This is a messenger RNA of Knipowitschia caucasica, 420 nucleotides long. The record is from the annotation of a GenBank genome assembly. Lineage: Eukaryota; Metazoa; Chordata; Actinopteri; Gobiiformes; Gobiidae.